Molecule: messenger RNA, 445 nt
Organism: Morus notabilis
Lineage: Eukaryota; Viridiplantae; Streptophyta; Magnoliopsida; Rosales; Moraceae
Exons: 1
Source: RefSeq, a predicted model, not a curated record
CCCUCCAACAGCCGUCACCGCGGCCAUCCCCGCCUAAACCGUCGCCUCGGGGACAAAUUCCGCCCUCCAAACUUUGAUCCUCUUGUCGCUAAAAUCGAAAGGUACACGGGGGAGAAAGGACUGAAGGUCGAAGGGGAUGAAAAUUCCGCCAUUAGCACUGUCGAAAACAGUACGUUCUUCGGAGAGGCGGUGGAUGCGGACAAGUACUUUAGCAAUGAGGGACGGUUGAACAUCACCUUGAGGUUGGUCAUCUUGUUUCCUUUAUUGGACAAGGCACCACAAGAUGGGGUGAUUAGUCCCUUGGAGCUGCAUUCUUGGAUCAGAGACUUGGCCGUGGAGAGGCUGAAUUACAGGACACAAAAGGAGUUGGCAUCACAUGAUAGGAAUGGGGACAAAGCCAUCUGUUUCAGGGAAUAUCUCCCUCAGUUUUCUGAUGAAGAUAUAG